AUGGCUGCUCAGACCGAUAUUCGCGAGAACCAGCUCGAUACCAAGGCAGAAUUUGGUCAGUUUGAGAACACAGAAACCGUUGCCCUGACCGAGCAUGAGAAGCGCCUGUCAAAGAAGCUCGUGCGCAAGAUCGACCUCCUCAUUAUGCCCGCGAUAUUAAUCAUUUACAUCAUGAACUGGAUAGAUCGCAACAAUUAUGCCGCCGCUCGCCUCCAGGGCCUUGAAAGUGACCUCGGGCUCGUGGGUAAUCAAUACCAAACCGGACUGUCCAUUCUCUUCGUGGGCUACAUCUUGGGCCAGAUUCCGUCAAAUUUGCUUCUCAACUACUGCGGAAGACCAUCUUUGUACCUUGGAUUCUUCACCAUUGCUUGGGGUACAGUCUCAGCUCUGACUGCCCUUGUCACCAACUUUGGCUCCAUUAUGGCUUGCAGAUUCAUUUUGGGCAUCGUGGAGGCGCCUUUCUUCCCAGGUGUCCUCUUCUACUUGUCUCGCUGGUAUACUAAGGAGGAAAUCAACUUCCGCAUGAGCAUCUUCUAUUCCGGUGCGCUCAUUGCAGGAGCCUUCGGCAACCUCAUUGCAGCCGGCAUCCUUCACGGGCUAGAAGGCCAUGCAGGGCUGGCUUCGUGGCAGUGGCUCUAUAUCAUUGAAGGUGUCGUUACCGUCUUCUUCGGUAUUUGCACCUGUUUCAUUUUGCCGGACUUCCCACAGACAUGGCGAGCACUUUCUCCCGAACUCAAGCAUAUUGCCAUCCGACGCUUGACGAUCGAAGCCGCACAGGCUGAUGUCGAUGAGGAGGGAGCGAAGGCUCAACUUCGGGGCCUCGCCCUGGCAUUUGCAGACAUAAAGGUCUACAUCUUCGCCGUUGCCUACCUGGCCAUUACUGGUGCGAUUGGUUUCCAGAAUUUUUUCCCGACCCUCACGAGGACACUCGGGUAUUCGCGCUUCAUCUCUCUACUCUUGGUCGCCCCUCCAUAUAUCUUCAUCACCAUCUGGUCCUACUUCCACGGCCUGAUCAGUGAUCGAGUCCAGAACAGGUUCUGGUUUUUCGUCUACCCUGUCCCCGUCUCCAUCGCCGGCUUUCUCAUCUUCAUGACGACCGAAUCUUUUGGACCACGCUAUUUCGCCUGUUUUCUUAUGACCUUCGUGCUUACCAUGAACGGCACCAUUUAUGCAUGGAUCGCGAGCAGCAUUCCCCGACCUCCUGCCAAGCGAGCUGCCGCCUACGCCUUCAUCAACAGUCUCGGUAACUCGGCAAGCAUCUGGACACCAUUCACCUAUCGAGAGGAAGACAAGCCAUUCUACCGUCCUGCUCUUGGCAUAUGCAUCGGGCUGCAGGUGAUCGCCGCUGUCUGUGCGGUCGUCAUGCGUCUGUACCUCCAGCGCGAGAAUAAGCAAUUCGCCAGAAUGGAAAUGGAGAACGAUGGUCAACCUCUCGGUGAAGCUGAUUUGGCCAGGCUCCAGAAGACUACUCAGGCCGAAGGCAUCGCCGUUGCAGAAGCGAGAGCGAUGGAGAAAGGGUUUAGGUACCAACUUUGA
Molecule: messenger RNA, 1536 nt
Organism: Exophiala aquamarina CBS 119918
Lineage: Eukaryota; Fungi; Ascomycota; Eurotiomycetes; Chaetothyriales; Herpotrichiellaceae
Exons: 3
Coding region: 1-1536 (511 amino acids)
Biological process (GO): transmembrane transport
Cellular component (GO): membrane
Molecular function (GO): transmembrane transporter activity
Source: RefSeq, a predicted model, not a curated record